Punctularia strigosozonata HHB-11173 SS5 is the source of this 558-nucleotide messenger RNA. RefSeq lists its product as uncharacterized. NCBI's taxonomy places the organism in Eukaryota, Fungi, Basidiomycota, Agaricomycetes, Corticiales, Punctulariaceae. The transcript is spliced from 3 exons. The record is from RefSeq and is a predicted model, not a curated record. Bases 1 to 558 code for a protein of 185 amino acids.
AUGGGCGCAAACCAGUCGCAACCUGACCAGGAGAAGGUCAUCUAUAAUGAUAACCCAAUUCACUUCUCCGAAGAGGUCGUGAACCAACUGGCGAACCAGAUGCAAAGCUCAAGCGUGCCUCCGGAACGUCAAGCAACUCUCGACGAGCAAGUACGGUCCCGUAUACAAUCCGAACUGACCCGUCUUCGCGAAGAAGAGGAAAACAUACGGCGGCAGAUAGAGCUCGCACUCGAGAAGGAGAAUCUUGACCGAGAACGGAACAUGGCUGGCGGUGAGAACGACGGGAGUGUGGAUGGCAGCGCGGGCAACGUCAAGAGCAGUGCGGCGUUGAUGGGUGACUUGAACGAACUUCAAUCCAAGGUUGACCGCUUCCAUGCGAAGCGAGACUUGACCGCAUAUCCUGCUGUAAAGGAGAGUGGGGACGCCGUGGUAUCAUGUUACCGUUCUAACCCCACUACACCGUUAAACUGCUGGAGGGAAGUAGCGCAGUUCAAGGCCUCGGUUGCCGAGGUCGAAAAGGCAUGUCCCGUCCGUCGCGCGAAGCUCACUCUCGCCUAA